AUGCUGCUUGAUUCACCACAGAGUUGGAAGUUAUAUUCGCUUGAGUUGGUAGAAAGAAAAGAGCUCACUGACGCUGUUAUCCUCCGUGCAAUUGCAACACCUGAAAACACUGAUUGUGUCUUUGAUUAUCCAGAGGAUGCUGAAUACAACUUGUCCGAAUGUGUCGGAUUCAAUGCUGCUAGCAAAAAAUUGGAAUGGGGUGGUUCUGAGUUUCAGCUCGCCGCUGGAGUCAAGGAAGUCACCAUUGAUGAGCUAUGUCACGAGAGGCACUUGUUUGUUACGUUCGAGGAGGGUGCUACUUUCGAGAAGGAAACAACUCUUGCUUUGAAUUUGGACGACCACCUGGGCCCCGUCGAAUAUUAUCAUGAACAGGAUGGAGAGUUUAGAAAUAAGCUAGGAAAAACACCUGAAAAGUCAAAGCGUUCAAUCAUACUAUGUUUCGAUGGGACAUCAAAUCAUUUUAGUAAUCAGAAUACGAACGUUGUCAAAUUAGUGGAACUCUUGAAGAAGGACAAUCCGGAGCAACAAAUGGUCUACUAUCAGGCAGGAGUUGGCACGUAUUCAGCGCCAGGGUUCUUGACUGGAGUCGGCCAAAAAGUUGCUGCCAGAGCUGACGAGGGUAUUGCGUGGUACUUAUAUCAGCAUGUAAUAGACGGAUACCGGUACCUGAUGGAAACUUACAGAGCUGGAGACCAGAUCAGCAUUUUUGGAUUUUCUCGAGGGGCAUACACAGCACGCGCCCUUGCUGGGAUGCUUCACUCAGUCGGGCUUCUCCCGAGACAUAACCUAGAGCAAGUCCCAUUUGCCUACCAAGUUUACUCAGAGUCGGAGGUAGAUAUUGAGUCGGGGGAUGCUAGUAAAAGUACUACUAAAGCGAAGGCUGAAUCAUCUGACGAGUACAGUGAUUCUCCCAAAGAUGUUGAUCCACGGGCUUUCAAGCGGACAUACUGUAUUCCGGUAACCAUAACAUUUUUGGGCGUGUGGGAUACUGUCGGAAGCGUUGGCGCUUUCACAAGGAAGACCUUACCUUAUAUCGAACAUAACCCGAGCGUAAAAUAUUUUAGACAAGCACUUGCAUUAGACGAAAAUCGGGGUAACUUCAUCCCCAGCUUGUGGGACCAUUCAGAAACUUUUAAACAAAAUUCAACGACUUCCAAACAAAGCGCAGUUGAAGUUUGGUUCAAGGGUGGCCACUGCGAUGUCGGAGGCGGUGCGGGACCCACCGAAAAGUUUAUUCCUCUCGAUGGCCCUCCACAGAAACCCAAAGCUCGGUUAAGCAACAUCUCGCUGCGUUGGAUGAUACGUCAAUGUCUCGAGCCAGGGGUACACAUCUUUUUCGACCCUAAAAUGAUGCGGCACUACCGCAAACAUCAAAUUCUUGAAAAAAGGCCACCAGGCGCCAGUAAAACUGAUAUUCAGAAGGAAAUCGACAGGCUCGAUGCACGUGAUAUUGCCCAAGCCCCAUCCCUAAUGUACGACUCUGGUGGCUGGAAGGGAUUUGGGUGGCGUAUGCUUGACAAGGUGCCCGUUCCAAAACUCUCUCAAAUCACCAAGGCAGGUGAACAGCCAGAAACUACCUGGAGACCAAACAAUGGCGCUCCCAGGAUUAUCCAUCUCGCGGAUCCCAGGAGCAAUAUUCGUUUACAUGCUUCCGUAUAUGCACACCUUGAGCACCCGGACGAAGCAAAGGAAAAAGAACCAUACAAACCCGCUGCGAUAUGGGAUAAUUGGAAAGUAGGUCACUGGCCAAUAUUGGAAGAAGGCGAGUGUAAAUCUGUCACUGUAUCCGGUCUGGACGAAACGCCGUUUAGAAGGGCAAUAAACAUGAGUUGGAAACCCAAACCAGAAGAAAAGAGCUGGUCAGAGACAAUCAGCGGAUGGUUCAAAUGGUCAUAG
Messenger RNA from Rhizoctonia solani, 1896 nucleotides. RefSeq lists its product as uncharacterized. Bases 1 to 1896 code for a protein of 631 amino acids. NCBI's taxonomy places the organism in Eukaryota, Fungi, Basidiomycota, Agaricomycetes, Cantharellales, Ceratobasidiaceae. The transcript is spliced from 15 exons. The record is from RefSeq and is a predicted model, not a curated record.